Messenger RNA from Cadophora gregata, 645 nucleotides. RefSeq lists its product as uncharacterized. Bases 1 to 645 code for a protein of 214 amino acids. The transcript is spliced from 3 exons. The record is from RefSeq and is a predicted model, not a curated record. Lineage: Eukaryota; Fungi; Ascomycota; Leotiomycetes; Helotiales; Ploettnerulaceae.
AUGAGACUCAUGAAAUACCUCUCAAGCUUCCUCUGCGCUUCUCAAUCAAUCAUCCCCUCACCAGCUUCCACGACAAACUUCACGCUCCAAGUGUGGCUCGACAAGUUCCCCCUUAAUCACCAAUACAUCUCAUGGUUUCCCAUCCCCGACAAGCCUGGCCGCGGCUACUUCGGUAUCCCAAUACGGAGUCCAGCAGAGCCGCUCCCCGUAGACGACCGCGCAGUCUUCACAAUUAACAGUCCCUCUCCAGGAUCACUAUUUUUUUCGUCAACGAAACUAGGCAAUCAGAAUAACUUCGUCUUCGUCCAGCAAAGCGGCGAGGUUGAGUACGGCGCAGAGAUUCCUGUAGAGUUCUUCGCGCCAUACAUGGGCAAUUUCACGACGGUUGAUUUCACGCAUUGGCCUGACCUGGAGACUAUUCAUGCUUUGGAUUUCACUCCACCGGAGUUGGUUCUUGGUAUGUUUCUGGCUUGUCCAAGAGAACUUGGUCAUGGCAAGGAGAAAGGAUAUCGCUUAAUGGCUAUGACUCGAAUGUUCAGGCAUCCUGGCUGUAUUACUCUUGAUUGGCUGGUUCAAGAAGAUAUCAAAGAGGAGAGCAUUGACAGUGGGGAUUCAGAACCUGCUGCGGACGGUCGAGGUUUGUAG